Molecule: messenger RNA, 427 nt
Organism: Mus pahari (shrew mouse)
Lineage: Eukaryota; Metazoa; Chordata; Mammalia; Rodentia; Muridae
Gene: Apoc1
Product: apolipoprotein C1
Exons: 4
Coding region: 65-331 (88 amino acids)
Biological process (GO): negative regulation of lipid catabolic process; triglyceride metabolic process; negative regulation of cholesterol transport
Cellular component (GO): high-density lipoprotein particle; extracellular region; very-low-density lipoprotein particle
Molecular function (GO): fatty acid binding; phospholipase inhibitor activity
Source: RefSeq, a predicted model, not a curated record
GGAUCCUCCCACGCCCGUGGGCCUCCUGAGAGAUCCUUAGAUCCAGGGUGCCCCUCCAGCCAGGAUGAGGCUCUUCGUCGCUCUUCCUGUCCUGAUUGUGGUCGUAGCCAUGACUUUGGAAGGCCCAGCCCCCGCCCAGGCGGCCCCUGAUUUGUCCAGAACAUUGGAGAGCUUACCGGAUAAACUGAAGGAGUUUGGGAACACUUUGGAAGACAAGGCCCGGGCAGCCAUUGAACAUAUCAAACAGAAGGAAAUUUUGACCAAGACCCGGACCUGGUUUUCAGAGACAUUCGGCAAAGUGAAGGAGAAAUUUAAAACCACGUUUGCCUGAGCGCCUGGCGGCCUCCUCGCAGCAGCAAGGACGUCGUCCACGUGAAGUGCCAGGUCCUCUUCAUCACACACCAAUAAAAAACAUGUAGAGAACAAA